GAGGAAGAAAAGGGAGGGAGGGAGGGAGGGAGGGAGAGGCCCCGCGGCUUCUUCCCCCGGGCCAGCCCGGGUCGAUGCGAGCCCCCGGGCUGGGGGCCGAUGAGACCCCCGCGGGGCUGCCGGAGGCGCGGAGUCGUCGUGGGCACCGUCACCCUCUGCCUGGCCGCCGGCUGGGCGCUGCAGACCCCUGGAGGAGUAUCACUGACUGUCCCACAGCCCAACAUCAACGCAACGGUGGCACAAAAUAUCCUCCUCUCUGUUGAAUACUCUUGCAGAGGCGUCGCCACCGUUGAGUGGAAGCAUGUGUCGAGCUGGGGCACCACCAGAAUUGUGGAGUGGAAAAGCGGGAAUUACGUCAACAUAUCCGCUGUCUACAAGGACAGAGUGACUAUUUUUGAAAAUGGCUCUAUAGAGCUUCGGAACGUGGGCAUGAGAGAUGCUGGCUACUAUUUGGUCACUGUCACAGAGGAGUAUGGAACCAACACCUACGGCGCCAUCAUAGUCAAUGUUUAUGAGAUUAUCUACGAAGAUAUACAUUUUGUAGCGGUUCUCUUUGCGUUUCUCGCUGCAGUGUCUGCCAUUUUGAUCUGCUUCAUGUGGCUGUGUAAUAAAUCCCUGCACCUGUUCCAGAAGACGACACAUAAGCUAUCAGCAAGUACAACUGAAGAGAUUGAACUGGAAACCAUUGAAUGUUAGCCAAGGACUGUCUCAUAACAAAAAUAACAAUUCUACCUCAGGAGAAAGCAUUGGCACGGAAAGCAAGAAGAAACUUAUAAGCUCUGCUAGUCAUUGUCAAAGUAAAAGAGUACGCUUUCAUGGCUGAGCACAAACACAUUUUUGUGGCUAACUAAUAAAAUCUACAGCCUCCACCACUCUUAAGAACAACCACGCAACUAGUAUCAACCCAUAAAGGAAAUGAUCGUGCUCUUGAAGGACGCCUGCAUUUUGGCCACGGCAAGUAUCCUGCUACAGACCAACCAGCCAUUAGGAUCAUUCAACGUAAAUUUAUUAUGUCUAAUUACAGUAUUACAUUAAAAAAAAUUAACUGCAAGGAUUGAAUCCUGUUCAUUGUGCCUAUGCUGCUACUUUCAGUCAUAAGGAAUUUCCUGAAGGUCUGAACACAAACUGUAAUUCUUCUGGAGACAAAACUGACUUUGAAAUAACGCCAAGCUGGUCAAAGUUCCACCACUUACAUUUCCAAUUGUUUACAUUGCUCAGGGAUAUUAACACACAUUUUAUUACAUUACUAGGAAAGGUUGUUAAAUGGGGAACUGCACACAGGCACCGAAGCUGAUGCUGUCUGUAACGAUUAGAGUGGGCAGAUAAAAUACACAUCACACCUGUGGCACGGCAGAAAUACCGAACAGUUUCUUUGUGAAAGAUGUCAAGCCCUUUGCAAACUGAGCCCGCUGAUGAACAGCCUAUCCAGGAAGAAAAAAUAAAACAGCAUUACUUCGAAAUUUAGUGUUUACAAUUACAGUUCUGAAAUCACUCUAGUUAAGAGAAGACACCUUUGCUUGCCUAUUCUGUAGAAAACAAGGAGUAAGCUAGCUAGUGUUUGCAUGAAUCCAUGUGCUGUACUUGAAUUCUCCACCUGCAGAUCCUCUGGGUGGAAUAACGUUGGCUUUUCGAGAGAGAAAGCGCUAAACCAAUGAAUCUUCAAAUUACCCCAUUUUGCUUUUGUAAAGCAGCCUGCAGUAAGCAUUGAAAACGUACGAGACUGCAGGUUAAUCUGUCUACAGAUGCCACAUGGCUUUUUGAGUUUAACUGCUGCUACUGCCUCUCACACUGCAGCUCAUUCUCAUAGUUUUAUGAGCCAGGCCGACAGCGUCCCCUCCCUCUGCUCAAGGACUGCUGUGCUCAGGUGCAGAGGUUAGACCUGUAAAAAAAACGAAUUUCUUGCCAAGUGCAUAAUAAAGCAGAUAGGUGCUAAAAAGCUUUUUCCAAAGCAUCCCGAACAUAAUUCUUUUAAAGAGUCAGGCCUGGAUUGAACAGGCCAUUUGUAGUACAAGAGGCCUGACAUCCACUCAUAAAUUCACAUGCUAGAUUCAGCUGGCUGCUCUUUCCUUCAUCAAGGAGGAAAGAAACUAAAAAUAAAAUUAAACUAAAAUCCCAGCUAUAGCACAGCUUUGUGAAGGAACAAUUUGCUCCAAUUCUUCACAUUAUGUAUUUAUAACAGCCUUCUGUAUCUUUGAGUGAAGCUUUGAUUUUACAGAAGCUUCAAAGUGUCUGCUUUCACUACCAAGCUUGCAGGACUCAGUAAGGUAUCCAUAUUGCAUACAGAAUAUAUGCAUUUUUUUUCAGUUUAUCUUUUUCAGAUUAUUAUUUUUCAAUCCGUAAAUCUUAGAACUUGAAGUUAUUCACUAUGCUGAGCAUAUAGCAGGUGCAUUGCCAGACUUGCUUAGAAAGUACACUUAAGUGCAGCUUACAUGUCAAACCAUUAUUAUCUGCUAACGUUUACUAGAAUAAUGUAAUUGUCAAAGUCAGCAAACAUAUGCAGGCAUAAAUGACCUUUUGAAUUCAUCGUUCUAAUUGUGGGGAUUGUUUUCACUUUCAGAAUACAAUACUUGAAGCUGGGAUAAAAGUAGUAAAUGACUAUUAAGUCCUUACAGUUCAGAUGCUCUGUAACUGCAGUAUGAAGUUUCUGACUAGCGUGGUUCUACCUCAGCUUGGCUAAAGAUACAGAAGUUUUGGGUACCCAUCCUUGGUUAUUGAUGCUACUGCCAAUCUCACUUUUAAGUAGUAAUAUCCUUGAUGGACAAGAGGGAUUCAAAGAAUAUUCAGUGAUUCCAUACAGCAGUUAGCUUACACACUGCUUUGCUCCUAGACAAUUCCUUGCAGGAAAAUUUUAUCCAAAAUACAGCAUAAUUAAAGGUAGUGCAACAUAAAAUAAUCCACAUUCUGUGAAACUGGUGUUUGUCAAUAUUCAUUAUCCACGUCAAUAAUAUUUUAUAUACAAAACAUGAGGCUGUUUGGAGCAGUCCCUUGCUGUGUGGGGUGGCUGAAGAAUUUAGUUUUACUGCAAGCUUUUAAAAAUGGAAGUUUACAAAUUAAAUAGCAACUCUUAUUCCAUUCAUAAACUGCAUGCAAAGCUGCAGCAAAAGCUAAUACUUAGAACAUUCCAAGUGAUCAAAGGGAUUAAACCAUUUUAUAUUUAAACUUUUUAAUUAAAGAGAUGUCCAAGUUCAUAAGAUUGCUUUGACAAUCAAGUGUAAAGGUCUUAAUCAUCCAUUAAAGUCUCCAUCUCAUGCUUAAAGACA
Anas platyrhynchos (mallard) is the source of this 3260-nucleotide messenger RNA. RefSeq names its product V-set and transmembrane domain containing 5 (gene VSTM5). NCBI's taxonomy places the organism in Eukaryota, Metazoa, Chordata, Aves, Anseriformes, Anatidae. Gene Ontology annotation, cellular component: plasma membrane; dendrite; axon. Gene Ontology annotation, biological process: filopodium assembly; positive regulation of excitatory synapse assembly. The record is from RefSeq and is a predicted model, not a curated record.